Messenger RNA from Lindgomyces ingoldianus, 786 nucleotides. RefSeq lists its product as uncharacterized. NCBI's taxonomy places the organism in Eukaryota, Fungi, Ascomycota, Dothideomycetes, Pleosporales, Lindgomycetaceae. The record is from RefSeq and is a predicted model, not a curated record. The transcript has a single exon. The annotation marks the transcript as partial.
CAUUCUUUUCGUUGCCGACUCUCUUGAGUAUCACUCACAGCUCGGUGUCAACUCAGUCUAUAAACUCUACGACCACCAUGUUCCUCCCAAUCGCUCUAACAGUGAUCACCUCCCUCCUCUACCAUCCAUCACUUGCCCAAGAAGCAUGCUACCGCGCGCGCCGUCCCUUCAAAUCAGCUUGUGCCCUCCCGGACCUCCAAACAAUGCGCAACACACUUUGCUCUAACACUGCGAACUGGGGCGAAGGCUUUCCAUUCCUCUCCGGCCACGGCGUCGUGCUCCGUCUACAAGACAACUGCACAGCCGACAACGCACCCCUCGGUAUCGACCUCACGAUGACAAUCUCUAGCACCAUCAAAGACCGAGCGGAUUGUUUCAACCGAACUGCGCAUAUAAUCGAUCGAUGUGUAGAUGCAGGGUCUCCCGAAUUCAAUGGCGGCGAGUGGUAUGAUUUGGUGGAGCCGGACAAGACGUUUAUUUGGAUGCAGUAUCAGCAUAUCGACCCACCGAGCCCCCCAAAUCCGUGCUAUGACUACCCACCGCCCAGCUACUGUACCGAGUAUCCUGCUGCUCCGAGAAAAAGGAGUGGAAUUAAUAGUGGGAGCGAGUCACGAGGGAGGAGGGAGUUGUCAUUGAAGGGAACGCAUAUCGAUGUGGAUGUUACGGGGAAGGUGCUGAGGAAGCGAUUCAUUCACGUAGAUGGCACUGUCGAAGAGUUUGAGUAAGUUUUAUGAAUGCUAUGUAAGCACUUACAAGGAGCCGUAAAUAAAAUCCCUGGAUACUGUG